Trypanosoma cruzi is the source of this 455-nucleotide messenger RNA. RefSeq lists its product as uncharacterized. The transcript has a single exon. The record is from RefSeq and is a predicted model, not a curated record. Gene Ontology annotation, cellular component: cytosol. The annotation marks the transcript as partial. Lineage: Eukaryota; Euglenozoa; Kinetoplastea; Trypanosomatida; Trypanosomatidae.
GCCCCUCCGAGCACGUUGAGGUGGUGUGGAUUGACCAGGAGGUCGUGAACACCGACGCCUGCGGCAUAAAGGAUUGGUUUGGUGGACGAAAAGUGAUCAACGUGUUUGAAAUCCACACUGAGAGCUUCUCCAUCCCGAGAGGGGCGAGGCGGAUUGUGAGGGGCAAAUAUUGCGCCAACCAGGCAUACCAGGUUGGGGACCAAUAUGCCCUGGGGCUGCAGUUUCACCCAGAGGUGGAUGAGGAGAAGGUGAGGAGUUUGACUGCACCGAGUUUUCCGUCGCUCUACACGAGAGAGGAAAUCAUGGCUAUGGAUGAAGAGGAGUCCACACGAUUGUCUCCCGCAGCCAUGACUCGUGAUGACAUUGAAUUGUGUCUGCGUGAUGGGCGCAUCGAGCGGAACCUGCCCAUUGCAGACAGUAUUUAUGACACGUGGUGCUCGGGGUUCAUUCUGUAA